This is a messenger RNA of Aspergillus aculeatus ATCC 16872, 2103 nucleotides long. RefSeq lists its product as uncharacterized. The record is from RefSeq and is a predicted model, not a curated record. NCBI's taxonomy places the organism in Eukaryota, Fungi, Ascomycota, Eurotiomycetes, Eurotiales, Aspergillaceae. Bases 343 to 1917 code for a protein of 524 amino acids. Gene Ontology annotation, molecular function: carbohydrate:proton symporter activity. Gene Ontology annotation, cellular component: membrane. Gene Ontology annotation, biological process: carbohydrate transport; transmembrane transport. The transcript is spliced from 2 exons.
CCCAGGGUAUUGCUGCAUAUCCGGGCGACAAGCCGAUGGCCGAGUGUAUGGGUUGACGAGCGCACGGAUUGGUCUUCUAUUGGCUGCUCGUAUUGUUUCUCCGCGUUCUCAGCCACAAGGAAAAGAUCGGAGUCUGCCACGAUGGGAACAGGUUUUACCUCGCUUGCAUCAUACUCUGCAUCCAUACGAAAAAGUCUUACCCCAGCUGAGCAAGGCGUGAAAUGAAUCAUCCGAUCGGGACAAUAGGGAUUCUUAGUCGGGAUAAAACCUCUGCUUUCCCUCGUUCCUGGUCCAGCGUUUCUUGGUUUUCUUGACCACUUUCUAUCUAGAAUCUCUGUCAAGAUGGGCUCGAGCAAAGAAGACAUCAGCGAAAAGCCUACUGCAGGGGAUGAGCUUGCUGCAGUCUUGCCAGCUGGCGAUCGCCCCUGGUAUCGGCAAGGCCAUCUCUUGCGCCUCAACCUCAUUAUUCUCUCUCUGGUUAUGUUCUCCUCUGCCAACGGAUUUGACGGAUCCCUCAUGAACGGUCUUGAGGCUCUGGAUCAGUGGAAGAGCUUCAUGAACAAUCCCACGGGUGCCAAGCUGGGGUGGCUGAAUGCCAUCUACUGGCUAGGCUGUGGUGUCGGAUACCCGACGGCCUCGUGGAUUGCCAACAAGUACGGACGCAAGCCCGGCGUGUACGUGGGGUAUGUCUUUCUCGCUCUCGGCACUGCGUUGCAGACGGCCGCCCCCAACCCCGUGGCUUUCAUGCUUGCUCGGCUGUUCCUGGGCUUCGCCUCGGCGAUGUUUGGCAACUCGGUCCCCUUGCUGAUCAACGAGAUCGCCUACCCGACGCACCGUGGCAUCCUCAACUCGCUGUUCAUGUCCGGAUGGUACGUCGGUGGCACGGUCGCCGCAUGGGUCGUCUUCGCCUCGCGCACCUACCCCUCAUCGUGGUCCUGGCGGCUGCCCUCGGUCCUGCAGGCCCUGGUGCCCGUGGUCGGCCUGCCGGGGUUCCUCUGGGCGCCCGAGAGUCCUCGCUGGCUGUUGUCCGUGGGUCGCGACGAGGAGGCCCGCAAGAUCCUGGCCCAGUACCAUGCCGCAGGGGACGACUCCUCCCCGCUGGUGAAGUACGAGUUCGAAACCAUCCGAGCCACUAUCCGCGCGGAGCAGGAAGCCCACAGCAGCGGCAGCUACGUGGAGAUGGUGCAAACGCCGGGAAACCGGUGGCGGCUGAUGAUCUCCGUGAGCCUGGGGUUCUUCGCGCAGUGGUCCGGCAACGGCGUGGUCUCGUACUAUCUGUCGUUGAUUCUGACCUCCGUGGGCGUGACCCGCGUGCGCGACCAGACGCUGAUCUCGGCGUGUCUGCAGAUGUGGGAUCUGGGCUGUGCCGCGCUGGGCGCGUACCUGAUCGACCGACUGGGCCGCCGACCGCUGUUCCUGGCCUCGGCGGGCAUCAUGCUGGUCAGCUAUGUGUUGGUGACUGCGCUGUCAGGCUCGUUCAAGUCGACCGGGGAUUCUGCGACGGGGGCCGCCGUCAUUCCGUUUCUGUUUAUCUUCUUCGCGGGUUACUGCAUUGCUUUAACCCCCUUUCUGACCGCCUACCCCUGCGAGAUCUGGCCGUACCGCCUCCGCUCCCGCGGCCUGACGGUGACGUGGUGCGCCACCAUCGUGGCCAUGUUUUUCAAUACCUUUGUCAACCCCAUCGCGCUAGAUGCGAUCGAGUGGCGCUACUAUAUUGUGUUCAUCGCGGUGCUGGUGGUGUUCGGCGUCACGGCAUAUUUCUGGUACCCGGAGACCAAGGGGUAUUCGCUGGAGGAGAUUGCGGUCAUCUUCGAUGGGCCGGGGGCGGGCUUAAGGGGCGGGGUUGAGGGGGGGAAGGCUGGGCGGAGAGGGACGAGUGGGAAGGGAAAGGACGUUGUGCAUGCGGAGGAUGUUUAGUGGGUCGUCUUGGGGGUAUAUAGUAUGAAUGUAUAUUGUUCUGAUGAUUUUUAUAGCUUUGAUGCCUGGGAGGAUGACAGGGAGGGUAGUGCUGUCACUCUGGCAUCUACAUACCUGGGUAAUGUGUUUUUAAGGUUCGAGGCAGUCAACCUUUUGUCUAGGAUAUAUUAUUUUGACCCCGCUAGG